This is a messenger RNA of Chrysemys picta bellii (western painted turtle), 9116 nucleotides long. NCBI's taxonomy places the organism in Eukaryota, Metazoa, Chordata, Testudines, Emydidae. The record is from RefSeq and is a predicted model, not a curated record.
GUGAGGGAAUGCCUGCGAGCCGGGGAAGGAAGUGGCCGCGCUCUGCAGCAGUGGGCAAGGCUCGCGCCGGGAGAGGAGGCUGCCAGCCGGGUCCGUGUCGCUGCCGAGGGGCAGAGGGAGAGCCGGGCCGCCCCUCCUCCCGCCACAGCCGCGGCAAGAGACCUGCCAGGCAGCCGCCCAGCCGCGCCGGGAGCCCGGGGAUUGCCGCGGCAGCUCCCCCCUGGCCAGCGGCACCGCGGAGCCCCGCUGCCCUGCCCGCCCUCGCCGGGGAUUAUGCGAGAGGGAAGCGGGCAGGUCGGCAGCCCGCUCCUGGUAGCCGGGGAGAGCAGCAGCAGCAGCCGAGCGAGCGCUGGGGCCGCAGCCGGAUGUUGACAUAUGUGGACCAACAGUGACAUCCUACGUCAGCAAUGCUGCGUUGACUCCCUCCUGCAUUCAGAAGCAUCCAGAGAGAUUUCAUAUGUACGGGGUCCUCAAUGCACUCACUUACCAUUAUUUAAGGAGACUCUACUAGAAAUAUCUGGAUUGCAUUUCUGAACUGACAAAAAGGCUUGGACUUCAAGAUGCUUAUAAAGGAAUAUCGUAUUCCAAUUCCAAUGAGUGUGGAAGAGUAUCGGAUUGCCCAGCUGUACAUGAUACAGAAAAAGAGCAGAGAAGAGACAUGUGGAGAAGGCAGUGGAGUGGAGAUCCUGGAGAAUAGGCCAUACACGGAUGGUCCUGGUGGCAUUGGGCAGUAUACCCAUAAAGUGUACCAUAUUGGUAUGCAUAUACCCAGUUGGUUUCGGUCUAUCCUGCCAAAGGCAGCUUUAAGAGUUGAAGAGGAGUCAUGGAAUGCAUAUCCUUACACAAGGACAAGGUAUACGUGUCCUUUUGUGGAGAAAUUCUCUAUUGAUAUUGAAACGUAUUAUAAAGCCGAUCCAGGGGAUCAUGUCAAUGUAUUCAACCUUUCUCCUGCAGAAAAAAGACAGACAAUUCUUGAUCCUAUUGAUAUUGUUAAAGAUCCUAUCCCACCACAUGAAUACAAGUCAGAAGAGGAUCCAAAGGUUUAUAAAUCUGUGAAGACUAAAAGAGGGCCAUUGUCCGAGGACUGGAUUGAGGGGUACAAGAACAACCCUGGGAAAUAUCCCAUCAUGUGUGCAUAUAAACUGUGCAAAGUGGAGUUCAGAUACUGGGGGAUGCAGUCCAAAAUCGAGAGGUUUAUCCACGACGUUGGCCUUCGGAAGGUAAUGGUGAGAGCCCACCGGCAGGCGUGGUGCUGGCAGGAUGAAUGGUAUGGGCUCACCAUCGAGGAUAUCCGGCAGCUCGAGAAGGAGGCACAGCUGAUGCUGGCUCAGAAGAUGGCCCAGUUCAGCUACAGUGAAAGUGAGGCAGAGCAGCAUGGAGCAAAAGACUCCCCAGGCAAGAAUGAUGCUGAAAGCAACGCCAUGUCCUCCGUCGACGCAGCAGACGCUGCUAGUAAUAUUGGUGAAGCCGUGUCUGGGAGAGGGAUAACCAAGCAAUGGUCCACGUCUUCCAAAUCCUCGCGAUCUUCAAAAAGAGGAGCAAGCCCCUCCCGCCAUAGUAUAUCCGAGUGGAGGAUGCAGAGCAUUGCCAGAGAUUCAGACGACAGCUCAGAUGAUGAAUUCUUUGAUGCACAUGAGGGCUUGUCCGAUAACGAAGAGAUGUUCCCAAAAGAAAUCACCAAAUGGAGUUCCAACGAUCUCAUGGAUAAAAUUGGAAGCUCUGAAUGCGAUGUACAGGAUGACUUGUAUCAUGAAACAUCAACAGAGUACCAUGUUGGGUCCAGUGUGGAAAGGCUAAGCAUCAUCGAGGAUGAAUCAGUGCACCCAUCAAUGCAGCCAAGCAAAAUCCACGUCCUAAUCUUGGUACUACAUGGAGGAAACAUCCUGGAUACAGGAAGUGGUGACCAGAAUUCAAAACAAGGAGAUGUCAAUACUAUCACAACAGUGUUUGAUACAGUAAUGAGGGUACAUUACCCAGCUGCUCUUGGACACAUUGCACUCAAGCUAGUCCCUUGCCCAGCCAUCUGCUCAGAAGCCUUUUCACUGGUAUCCAACCUUAGCCCUUACAGUUAUGAUGAAGGAUGCCUCUCCAAUAGUCAGGAUCACAUUCCACUCGCUGCACUUCCUCUGCUAGCAACAUCAUCCCCACAAUAUCAGGAGGCAGUAGCCACGGUGAUUUUGAGAGCCAAUCAAGCUUACAGCGAGUUCAUUAAAUCACAAGAAGGCACAUCAUUUACUGGCCAGGUCUGUUUGGUAGGGGACUGCGUAGGAGGAAUCCUGGGAUUUGAUGCCUUAUGUUACAGCAAUCAGACUGUGUCUGAGAGCCAAAACAGCAGCCGACGAGGGAGUAUUGUGAGUGUGCAGGACACUGACCUCCUGUCUCCUGGAAUAAUUGUGAACAACAGUUAUUGUUCCAGUGGCUCCAACCUGGAGGCCAGCAGACACCUCAGCAGAAGCAACAUUGAUAUUCCUCGGAGCAACGGAGAGGAUCCAAAGAAGCAGCUGCCCCGAAAAAGGAGUGAUUCAUCAACCUACGAAAUGGACACAAUAAAGCAACAUCAGGCAUUCCUUUCAAGAAAUGGUUUACAUUCUAGUGUUCUGAGAAAUGACCCAGGAUCCAGACGAUCGAGUAGCUCCACAAUGUUGGAUGGAGGAAACCUUGGAAAAUUUGAAUUUGAGAUCACGGAUUUCUUCCUGUUUGGGUCUCCCUUGGGCCUGGUCCUUGCAUUGAGAAAAACCGUCAUCCCAGCCCUUGACAUCUUUCAGCUGAGGCCAGCCUGCCAACAAGUCUAUAACCUGUUCCAUCCUGCAGACCCAUCUGCCUCACGCCUGGAACCCCUUUUGGAAAAGAGAUUCCACAUGUUGCCUCCCUUCAAUAUUCCACGCUACCAGAGGUUCCCAUUAGGUGACGGCAGUUCUGCUCUUCUGGUUGAGACAGUCCAGAACAACCCCAUCCUCCUUGUGGAAAGCAGCCCAUUGGUUGCUCUCCAGCGCCAGGACAGCUUCAUGGAAACCAGUAUACCUGUUCCAGUUCUGAAUUGGCAAGAUGUUUCCAAUAAAAAUGCCGUUUUUGCUGAGUCAGAUGUUGUUCAGUCUCAUGGUGCAGUCUUCAUGGAAAAUGCGUCCCUUUCCACCCCCAUUACAACCCCUCAGUUCAGGGGAUUCCGGAGGGCCAGUGAGAUCAGCAUUGCCAGCCAGGUCUCAGGAAUGGCAGACAGUUACACUGCUUCCAACAUAGCUAACAAAAACAAAAAUCGUCUUAACCAUGCCAGAGGAGGAUUUAGCUUUCUGUCCCAACUUGCCCUCCCUCACAAAUCCCCCACCCAAGCCUCGCCCAAGAGACGUAGGCAACGUAAACAUGAAAUACCCCAGAACCAUUUAGGAAGAAGGCUUGAGGGGCCAUCAAGUUGGGAUCCGGACUCUAUUCUACAAAUACCAGAUCUGGACAUCAAGAAAGUUGCUGCCAGAUGGUGGGGAACAAAAAGAAUAGACUAUGCCCUUUACUGUCCCGAUGCACUGACUGCCUUUCCGACGGUAGCCUUACCACACCUCUUCCAUGCAAGCUACUGGGAAUCGACAGAUGUAGUCUCCUUUCUGCUGAGACAGGUGAUGAGACACGAAAACUCCAGCAUUCUGGAACUGGAUGGAAAGGAGGUCUCUGUAUUCACUCCUUCAAAGCCCAGGGAGAAGUGGCUGCGCAAGAGGACGCAUGUUAAGCUAAGGAAUGUCACAGCCAACCACAGAAUCAAUGAUGCCAUCGCUAAUGAAGACGGACCCCAGACCUUAACAGGAAGGUUUAUGUAUGGGCCGUUAGACAUGGUCACGCUCACUGGGGAAAAGGUGGACAUUCACAUCAUGACCCAGCCGCCAUCUGGAGAGUGGAUUUACUUUGACACCGAAAUCAGCAACAGCAGUGGCCGGAUUUCCUACGUUAUCCCUGAGAACAAGCGUCUGGGGAUUGGCGUAUAUCCCAUCAAGAUGGUGGUCAGGGGUGACCACACAUAUGCAGAUAGCUAUAUCACCGUUCUACCUAAGGGGACGGAAUUUGUGGUCUUCAGCAUUGAUGGUUCCUUUGCAGCCAGCGUGUCUAUAAUGGGUAGUGACCCCAAAGUCAGAGCUGGCGCAGUUGAUGUUGUAAGGCACUGGCAAGACCUUGGCUACCUCAUUAUCUAUGUCACAGGCCGACCUGAUAUGCAGAAGCAAAGGGUGGUGGCAUGGUUAGCACAGCACAAUUUCCCCCAUGGGAUAGUCUCAUUCUGUGAUGGGCUUGUCCAUGACCCACUGCGGCACAAGGCCAACUUCCUGAAAACCCUCAUUACAGACCUCCACAUGAGGAUCCACGCCGCAUACGGAUCCACUAAGGAUAUUUCAGUCUACAGCGCCAUUAGUUUGCCACCCACGCACAUCUAUAUCGUUGGCCGACCAACCAAGAAAUUACAGCACCAGUGUCAGUUCAUUACUGAGGGGUACGCAGCCCACCUUGCCCAGCUGGAGUAUAACCAUCGCUCCCGGCCUGCCAAAAACACGACCCGGAUGGCAUUGAGAAAAGGCAGCUUUGGUCUCCCCAGCCAGCCAGAUUUCCUGCGCAAGAGGAACCAUUUGCUACGUACCAUCUCCUCACAGCCCCCGGGGACGAGCGGGAAUGCCAGUCACAGACCUGAACGAACGCAGAGCCAGUCGGACAGCGAUAGGGAGAGAGAGCGGGAGCGUAGCCAAAGAAGCAUGAGCAUUGCCACUGGGUGCUGGGGCCGGAGCGCAGCCUCAAAACUGGAAUCUGGCACUUUAGGUCAGAAGUAGAGCCAGCCAGGAGCCAGUGACAGUCGGCCACAGCCACCGGAGGAGAAACAGAAGGAAUAAAGGACAAGGCCAGCAGUGUGAGAUGGAAGGGUAAAUAUGGUGCUACUCUCUAACAACAACAUGGUAUGCUAGGAGGAAAGGCUGGUGUAUUUUCCACAUGGAAUGUGCAGGCCUUAAAAUGGCGUGUUGGGUUUGCAGAGCACUAGCCCGAAAAACCAUUUGAAAUUAGGGAACCAAGGGGGAAAACAAACAGUUUCCAGAUCAAGACUAUGCUCUCUUCUGCCUCCUUUUCUUAUCCAGGUUUAGCGACUGUAAAUAUGUGCCUCCCUCACCUUCUUAGCCAUCAAUCAGAUACACGUGACUGAGUGUGAUCCUCAGUGCCAUGGGGUGGAAGGAGAAGUCUGGUUAGACCUUUCACUUGGGUUGUUCCAUUAGCCAGACUGAAAGAGACUGCUGGAUACCAGUACUUUUUUGUGUGUUUUUAAACUAAGUAUGUCAUUUCCAAGGUGCAGAGAGGCUGAAACGAGAGGCUUCUUCUGCACUGGGUGAAGCAAUCAAGUGUUUUACAUGUACAGAGAGCUUAGAAUUCAUCCACUUUGUACCCAGGAGGAUGUAUAUCAGCAAGGCAUUAACCAAGUGUCAACUGCUGUUGGUAGGAGCCGUAUGUCAGCAGAUUGAUACUCUAGAAAGUGGGGUCAUUCGUUUUUUGGUUUUGUUUUAAACAUUUUGAAAGGGGAUGGAAUUUAAUGCAUUAAGCUAUUAAAAAAAACAAGGAGUUUUGUUUUAGCUGUUAAAAACAUCAGCCACUUACUUUACUGUAUAGUUCUCCAAGUAUUACUGCUGUAUAUUAUUUCAGAAACUAACCACCAUAUAUUUAAGUGUCUGAAAGUACUCAACAACUAGAUUACACUGCAUUUCCUGUCAAAAUGCAGAGUCCAAAUAUUUCACCACUAUCCCCAACUCAGAGACAUUUCUUCUUCCCAGGUCCUCUCCGAUAUCAGUAACAGCUUUCACGGGAAUUAGACUUGUUUCUUUUAACUGUAGUUAUUCAACUGUAAAACCUCAUUGUUUUUGCACUGAUAAUUUUUAGAAUGGAGACCUGUUACCAUCUCAUGUAGCUACACCUAAUUGUUUGUAGUGCAUGACAAUUAAAUAUUACUAAGCCAGGGUGUGUGUAUAUAUAUACAUGUAUAUUAUAUAUAUAUAAAUUUGUGCAGAAGUUUUUCCAACAAUAAGGAGAUUGUAAGGAAGUGUGCCAACUAAGUUGCACAAGCUUAAGAAAAGGCCAUAUCUUAAUUUUCCUAGCCUCUCUUUCAGUGGAUGUGUGUGAGCUGAUGGUUUGGUGCGCUGCCAUGACUUGAAUCUCUCUCUUGCACUGAGCAUGCCAGGGUCUGGGAGCACUGCAGAGGUGACAUUUCCAGUCUGCAGGACAACGUGCUGGGCUGCUUGCUAGCACCCCCUACCGACCACUGCAGAAGAGGAAAUUGUCAGCCACAAGGUAUUCAAAGGUGAAGGACAUAAUUUAAGGAGGAGCAGAGAACAGUGCCUAGAACAGAGGGGUUGCCUGAAAGCCCUGCCCCCUCCCAGGUCAAACUAGCCAGGAUUUCUGAAUUUCCAGCCUCGGUGAAGGGUGCAGCUUCCUUCUUGCACACACCAACUGGGGUAUGGGAAAUAUCCACACUGGGAUAUUUGGGGCUCCCACCUGCCUAUUUCACAUGAAGAUUUUAUAUUCAUAGCACAUUCAUUGGCUAAGUUUUAUCCUGCUCUCCUCCACCACAAUAUACUAUGUUUAUAUCACUUUCUACUUACAAGGAUCUUAUUUAUAACAGAUUUUUUAGACUGUCUGCUUCAUUUUAUUAACUGUUUCAGUACUAAGUGCAGCACUUCUGCACCGAGACACACAGCACUGUGAACACUGCUCUGCUAACCGGCUCAGAGCUGCAGUAGGCAGACAUAACUCAUCCAGGCAUCAAAAAUCUUAUUUCAUGACUACUGCUUAAACCUCAAGUUUCAAAACUAAUUUAGAAUGUGUGCUCUAUCCCUACAGUGAUAUAAAGAGGACAAUGUUUAACUACUGAGAAUGUCCAGGUUGAUGGAGCUUUAACAGAUCCACCCACUAACACAGUGCAUCUCACUUACUCUUAGCCUCAUUGCAAACUACUACGCCAUUCAUCUUUGAUAAUUAUCAUAUUACAGAACAUACGUACAGAUUUUUACUACUGAAAAAAUUACUUCCCUUUCUGCUGACUCAGCCUAGUUACCUUGAAUGUAUAUCCAAAGCUACUGGGUAAAAAUGUGAAUUGUGUCAUAGCUUUUUGCUAGUUGAAUAUUGUACCAAACUGUUGCCAUCUGACUUAGAAGCAAGCCGCAGUCCAUUCUGUAAAGUAACCAAACCAUGAUCACAAAGCGUAUUUGCAAAUUUGGAUAUGGCCUUUACAAAGUUCAAUCUUACUCUGAAAGAAGAGUCCACAAACCAAGGCAUGAUAUGUACAUUUUUUUCAAAACGCAGAUGAGACGUUAACAUUUUCUUGUGUGUAGAUAGUGUAAAACUGAGGAUAAUGUAAAUGUUAAAAAAACAAAAGUGGGUAUAUACAAAGUGAAAGUUAUUUAUUUUAUGUAGAGAAAAAGUGUCUGGAGGGAACAGAACCUUCAGAGAUUAUUAAUAUUAAAAUGUAGCUUUUUUGUUUCAGGCAUUAUGUACAAAGCAAUUAUUUUAUGGACCAAGUUUAAUGUAAUUGUCAAUGACCGCAGAAGUGCAAUAUUAUAAUCACCUCUCCAUCACUCCAUAUUUUAAACCAAUAAUGAUCAGUGAGACUGACAAUCAUAGCACCUGUGUUCUGACCCUUUGUUAAGCUUCUUGGAUUUUCCAACUUCUCCCCCAUCUGUUUCCAUUGUAAGAAUCCAUACAGAGAAAACAAUGAUAGUGCAGAAUCUUUGUUCAUCACUGCAAUAAUAGCCGAUAUGUGGCCAUGUAUUAACAUGAAAUAUGUGGAUAGUUUUUUUUCACCCAUACAGGUACACUAUAGUUCCCCAUGAAUCUAUCGUCUCAUACAUCCCUGUCUUCUUCUUGUCUGUCUGAAGCGAAGAUCAGUAUAUUACGCUGUCAUUCUAAGAACAAUAGCAAUAGUUUAACUUUGUGUUUAUAAACUGCUCUGAAAUGGUCUAGGGAGUGGUGCAUUUGAAACAAAAUCUCUUUCCAAAUGCACAAAAGAGGCUGCACUGGGAUACAGUUAGGGAAAGCUGAAUGUAUUUUCCAUUCUUAUUAAAGGGGCACUGUCAGGUUAAAGACCUUAUUUACCUUUGUUACAAGUAACAGUUCUGAGUUGUUUAAAACAGAAGGAAUAUUAAAAGUUUGUUAUACUUUUCACCGUUAUGCUGGUUAGUUCCUUUUUGCAUUCAUCAGCUUGGCCAAGGAAAACAGACUAGUUGGUUCUGGUAACUAUCACUUCCUGGUUCUCAUGCACUCAGCACAAAGCCGCAAUGUUUAUAUUGCGAGGACCGGACAGAGGGAUUUAUUUAUUGGGUUUUAAAAACCAACACCUGUUUCCACUGGAAUUAAACAUUCGUGGAAACAUUUCUGUGGAUCUGAAAUAUGUGGAUUUUUCUAAAAAGCAGCUUUUCUGUAAUCUGAACGUUGGGACAGAAACCUGACACUGUCCCUUUCCAGUUUUUCUUCUUUUUUUUAAAUCCAAACUGUCACUUUAAUUCCUUAUUUUCUUCUUUUGAUAAAUUAUUAAAAAGGCAAAAUUUUAAUACCAAAAAAAAAUGUGUCUAGUGUUAGAAGAUACGUUAAAUGAAAACCAAUAGCUAACCAAAGGGUUACUAACAAACCGCUCUUCCCACAAGCAACCUGCACUUCUUGUAGUAGCCCCUGCUCUUCAGGUAUCUUCACCUUUGCUGCAUUUUCCUAUUAGUUCUAGAAGCCUUACGUUUUUCUCCCUCUCCUUGUAUGAAAACCCUGGAUAUUGAUAUCCUUGACUGUCAAUUUUAUAUUCAAUAAUGUUCUAUUUUAUUUAUAAAAAAAAUCUUUUAGGGAUACAGGUGGGGGGGGAACUACAUCAUCGCUUAAUUUGACAGACACACCUGCACCCCACCAGGGAAUGAGAGUUAGACCCGAGUCUGCCGCUUCCUGGUUUUCAUUUUGUGUAUUAUGUUGUGUGUGUAAAAUACUGUUAAGAUCUAUUUGCUUGUAUGUAACAAACCAUAACUACUGUACAACUUCCUUUUCCUCCUUGCUGUUAGUGCAUUGUUCUAAUGCCUGGGUGUGCUUUGUGUACAGUAUCUUUGUACAUUACACAGAUUAAAGAAACGGGAAGGCUA